Molecule: messenger RNA, 1995 nt
Organism: Pseudo-nitzschia multistriata
Lineage: Eukaryota; Bacillariophyta; Bacillariophyceae; Bacillariales; Bacillariaceae
Source: the annotation of a GenBank genome assembly
CGAACUCAAAAUCGAACCCACGGUGAUCGAAUCGGCUACCUGCCCCUUGCGGUCGUCCGCCAUGACGGCAAAGGCCACGGGCGGGUGGCUCACCCCGAAAAAGCGCGGAAGGGACGACGAGGCCAUCGCGAGGGACCGGGCCGAAGCACGGAGGAGGCGGCGGGACGAACCGAAAGGCCACCGAACGGGUGGCCUCUUUACCGAUCGAAUCGGAAAAAAUCCCGGGAACUGUGACAACGAUAACGACAACGGUAUCGUCGUCGACCCGCUGGUCCGGAGCCUCGAGAACCACCGGCGGCUCCGAAAGCUCAGGGAGGAAAAGAGGCACCCGAGGGUGUCCCGGUCGCUCUUUCCGCGUCCCGGCGGGAGCCCGGAAGGCCGGAGAGGCGGCAGCGACAAGCGCAACACCCAACACCAACGCAGCGCACCGGCGGCGCGGGGCGGGGAUUCCGCCGCAACCAUUCGGCGGUGUGCACCCGGGAACCGAUCCAGCAACAAGGGCAGCAGGAAGACCAACCGCAACGGAGGCGGAACGGGCUACCCGAGGAGCGCGAUCGCGAGGGUCACCCCCGACUGCGCGGUCGAUGCGGGCUCCGAGCGGAACGCGGCCGCCGGCACCCACCGAGGUGCCCGGCGCAAACGCAGCCGUUCCCAGCGGGACGCCAGGGUCCUGUUUCCGGACCGGGGUGCCCUGGGCCGGGAAAUGCGGCGCCACCGCCGGACCGGAAACGACCAACACCACCGGCAGCAGAAACCAACGCACCACGAUCGGGCGUCGCCGAACGAUUUCGCCCCGUGGUUGGGCUUGCGGACAGACUUUGCCAGGUCGGCAAGGCACCUCUGCGAGUCGAGCCACCGGGGAGGGGUGGUGACCCGACCAACGCAACUCAGAAACCACUCCGAGAAGCCGGGAUCGAUCGAUCGCAACACGGGGGAUGCGAUUGCGAGGAUCCCGUUCGACGAGCCGGUAUCGUCCACCACUGCGGCGCGGCAUCUAGGUUUGCCACCCACCUUGUCCCAAAAGGCUCCACCGACCCCUAAGCGACCCGACGAGGUUUGGUCUGGCCCCCUGUGGAAGGAGGUGGCUUGGCACGAAGCGGAUGCGGACCGGGGGCCUCUGUCCGACGAAAACGAAAACGAAACCCGCGACUGCACCAACAAUCCGACGAACAACCACGACAACAAGCCAAGCGACGACGAGUCGUCGGCGGCGUCCUCCUUGAUCCUUUCGCUCCCCCGGAACGCCGCAUGGUCGUCUCUCGGAACGCCGUCCGGCGGGGAGGGCGGGCACGAGAACGAAGCCGGACCGCCGCUUGCCCCCGGGUUUGACGGGCCUCCGGCCCCCGGCGACCCCCUCUCCGACGCAGGGUGCUGGCGCCGGCUGCAAGAAGCCGAGCAAGCCACCGAAGGGGGAAUGGCGUUCGGAGCCACCUCCUUCCGGCACGCGCUGGCGGGCCUCGUGCUAGCCAAGCAGCGGGCCGGGCCGGGAGCGGGCCGGGGACCCCUCUGGCUGCCCUCCCUCCUGGAGGGGGGCGUCUCCGGGAGGGGCCUCUUUGGGAGGACCGAGCGCGGUGGGCACGGGAGCGAGCACGGCAAUCGCGACGAGCACGAGAACAGCGACGGCGACGAGUGCGGCGACGAGUGCGGCGGCGCUCCGGGGGCCCCCGAGUCCCAGCUCUGGAGCGAAGGCCGCGAAACAAGAGCAGCGACAGCGACAGCGACAGCAGCACCGGAUUCGAUCCGGUCUUCCGGAGCCCGGGCACAAAGACCCGGAAGGCCGGCAUCGUUGACGGGGGAGAGGGGUGCAACGGACGUUUCGUAGCUGGUUGAGAGAAGUCCUCGAAACGACAACUCCCGUGGCACGUUUCCCACAAACCGAAAUGCCUUGCUGUUUUCCCAAGGAACCUCCCGGCAUGGUGCUGGGUGCAUUCCAGGACCCGGGCAGUAUUGCUUUCUUGCAGGCAUCGAUGCCCUCGACCGGAUGAAUUUAAGAAC